Lottia gigantea (owl limpet) is the source of this 765-nucleotide messenger RNA. RefSeq lists its product as hypothetical. The record is from RefSeq and is a predicted model, not a curated record. The transcript has 4 exons. The coding region runs from base 1 to 765 and encodes 254 amino acids. NCBI's taxonomy places the organism in Eukaryota, Metazoa, Mollusca, Gastropoda, Lottiidae.
AUGGCUGAAAGAUUAAAAGAUGGCCACGCCUACAUCAUUCCAAAUAACACAGAGAAUUCUAGCGUCGUUGAAGCAGAAGCUAAGAGGUUGCGGGUGGUGCGGGGAUUUAGAACUGUGAGCUGUUUACACAUACCAUUCAGUGUGUUGACUAUACUGGUCUCUCUGUUGUCUAUAGUGUUAGUUAGAACACCUCCCAGGUUCAACUUCGCUACUGUCACACCUAUACUUAUUGGAGCUAUGGGAGUUGUGAAUGGUUUUAUUGGGUUUGCCAUCGGUAAUGCAGCGUUUAGAGUAGAGCGAAUAGAUAAAACUGUUCAUGUACAGGUGGUCACAUACGUCAUAGUUGGAACCUGUGUGUUGCUGCUUGUACCAAUGUACACAGGUUUCAGCCUUGGAAUCUGUGAUGCCUUCUCGUCAAUCAUCUGCAUGUCAGACGACAAAAGGGACAUAACUCUGGGUGCUCUCAAUAUCGCCAUUGAUAUCUUGCUCUUUAUAACAGUGCUUGUGAACUUCUGUUUGCUAAUUUUUUGCCAGAAAAAUCUCGGAGUUGGAUUUUUGAUCCGUCGGGACAAUUUAUACGAGCGUAUUUCCAUGUCGGAUAGGAAGGAGCCAUCGUUUCAACUCGCACUGAGAGACGACUGUUACUCUCGAUUACAAAAUGGCGGCGAAGAUUACCCGGAUGUUUUGGAAGACGUGGAUAAAAACGUGCAGUCAGUGGAGAAUGGAUAUUAUACGUGGGAUUCACCUCCCACUAUUGAAACAUAG